GCUGCUGUUACCGGAGGAUAGCGAAAAUGUGCUUUCGUCAAAGGAGGAGAGGUUCGUCAGGAGUGGGGAUCUGCAGGUCGUGCUGGGGCGGUUGGAGCCUGAGCUGAUGAGGAGGGGGAGACAUAGGAAGCAUCAUAGGCGUGCACCUGGGGAAGGGGGGCAGGGGGAGGAGAAGAGGAAGAGGAGGAGGAGGGAGAAGAGCCGGUUGAGGGAGGAGGAUGCGCUGGGGACUCCGGAGCCUGGAGUGGGGUUCAUACUUGGUUACCCUGCUCCAGGAGGGAAGGGAAAGUCUCCUGUGGCGGGGACGCUUACCCCCGGCUCGGGGAAUAGCACUCCUACCCCCAUCCCUACGCCUUCGCCUAACACGCUGUCCUUCGCCUAUGCGACGCAACCCAUGACGCCCGCUGCGUUGCUCCGGUCUGAGCUGGGCUCGCCACUCGGCUCGGGGGUGAACCUCAGCUUGCUUAAUACGCUGCAUCAGAACCUCGCCUUUUCGCGUAACGGGGAGGAUAGCGUCCGGUCAACACCGCUCGGUUCCCCUCUAGGGCAGAGCGGGUUCCAUCCCCAUCCCCAGGCUCACCAUCCACAGCCAGGGCACGGACACCAACCACUCGCUCUCCCCUCUGCACCCUCUGGGCACUCCCGUGCCCCGCAGAUCGAAGAACGCUCCGCCUGGUGGCUGGACGUCGCCUCCCCCACGCCAUCCGACAUGCGCGCGCUAGGGAAAGUGCUGCACCUCCACCCUCUCACGCUCGAAGACAUCCUCUUUCAAGACCCUCGUGAAAAGCUGGACCUCUACCCCCGGCUCGGAUACUACUUUGUCACUUUCUCCGCUCUCCCCUCGAGGGAGGAAGAACCGGACAUGCCUUACUCCAAAACAGUCGAUCCGGACACGUUUUCAAUCGCGAGCAACGCGAGUGACCUCACUGCCGAAGGCCGCUGGGAAGGGGUUGAUCUAGGAGAUCUAGGGCCGAGCAAGAUCGAGGGCGUGCAGGUUUAUAUGGUCGUCUUCGCAGAUGGGAUCGUGACGUUUCAUUUUCAUGAUUUGGAAAAACAUCUACGGGCCGUGAGGGAACGAGCGCUCAGGCUGGAAAAGAUGUUCCCUAUCCUUGCUGACUGGAUUGCACACGGACUGGUAGAUUCGAUCGUCGACGCCUACUUGCCUAUCAUAAAGCGCCUCGAGAGGGAGACAGACAGGCUCGCGUCGCUUAUCCAGAGUUUCCAGUUCGCCAAGUCAACCUUGAGAGCGGGAGCGGGUGGGGCGAAACGACUGCAGGGGACGAGCGCGGCUGCUGCGGCGGCGUAUGUGAAGCACGGGUUUGAGAGGGGGUUUGAGGGGACUGGGGAGGAGGGCAUACGUGGGCGUGGGGCAGGGGGCAGGGACGGGGAACCGAAGAGCGCGAGCUUGACGCCGUUUGAGAAUAGUCCUGUGAAGACUGAGCCUGGCGCGCGGGCUGAGACUGGGAGUGGGAGCGGGAGCGGAGAUUCCAGUCGUAAGAGACGGCCUGAACAUGACCAGGACCAGGACCAGGACCAGGAAGAUAUCGAGAUGGUCGACAUGGUGGAGAAAACAAACCGGGCCAUCGAUCUCCAAGUCGCGUACCGCGUCGCCCAAGAACAAGAGAUGGAGCGUCUGCACUCCCACGUUCUGUCCCGGCCUGUCAGGCAUAACUUCCCCUCCCCCCGCGCGGCCUAUGGCGUCCUGGUCAGCCUGCUCCCUCAUCGGGCACUCAAGCGCGUGAUGAGUAUCGACCCUCCGCGGCCUAAGCCGCCUCAUCCGCGCGUGGUCACGCUCUACCGGAUCGCCAGUGCGCGGAGGAUGGUGACGAGUAUCUCGAGGCUGUUGGUGCAUAAGCCUGUUGUGCUCAGCAGUUUGCGAAGACGGUUUGCAGGGGUGAAGGGGGUGAAGGGGGAUGUGGGAGUUUACUUGGACGAUGUGGAAGACCACAUAAUUGGCAUGCAGCAAGCGCUCGCAUAUUGUGACGGCACCCUCUCGCAGCUCCAUCCCGGCUAUCUCUCCCAGCUCAAAGUCGCCUUCGAGAACGCCAAGAACGGGAUGGACAAACGUCUCCUCAUCCUCUCCCUUAUCAGUAUCUCCAUCCUCACGAUCCAAGUCUGGAUCGGCCUGUUCUCGAUGAAUGUUACAGUGCCUACUAACCUACCUGAUGGGGGGUUCGAGAUCUUUGGGUUUGUGUUCUUGGGAAUGAUCCUGCUGCUGACGUUUGUGAUGGCCCUGGUGUGGUAUUGGUGGGACGCGAUUAGGAGGAAGUCGAAGGAGAGGAAAUGGAAGAGAUGAGUCGAGUCGAGUCGGUUCGGUUUAGAAAUUGUGCAUGGGAUAAUGGGCCCAUUUCGGCCUCGUUCACUUGGUUCAUGACUCUGUUAGUUUUGUAUUUAUU
Molecule: messenger RNA, 2396 nt
Organism: Dacryopinax primogenitus
Lineage: Eukaryota; Fungi; Basidiomycota; Dacrymycetes; Dacrymycetales; Dacrymycetaceae
Exons: 3
Coding region: 395-2296 (633 amino acids)
Biological process (GO): intracellular magnesium ion homeostasis
Cellular component (GO): plasma membrane
Molecular function (GO): magnesium ion transmembrane transporter activity
Source: RefSeq, a predicted model, not a curated record